AUGCUCUGCCCUUGGUCACUGCUGCUGUCGGUCUGCACAUUCCUCGCGCAGCCGACAGAGGCGCGCGCAGGGCAUGUGGCGCCGCGACAACGCCGUGGCGUAGUAGACUAUAUCCGGGCAGGUCUGGGGGCCUCCACGACGACUACAACCACAACACAGCUUGAGACCGUCACUGCAGGACCGGCUCCGAUAUCACAAAAUGCCACCGCAGAAGACCUCUCUGGCCUCGCGACCUGCGCCGCGAGCUGGUCUUCAUACAACAUCUUGGCGACCACUAAUGUUGGUCUUGGUCCCGUCAUAUCUACAUUGGUCAAUACUACCAUAGUGUAUGGGACAGGUGAUGUGUAUACAUCGUACGGUAAAAUCCCCGUGGCUUCAGGCGAGUUCACGCCCACACGAACAGUGGCACGGCUGUUCAAUGUCUCCACUACCACGAGCUCGUACACAUCUACCACUCACAACCCGGCCGUGAUUACGGAGACGCCGGCCUGUCCAUUUACUCCCCAGGAUUGCAGCCGUCUGUACGUUUCGUACAUCUCAAGCUUGGGACUUCCCCGAAAUGCAAGCGUGCCGAAGAUCACGCCUUCGCCAGAGAAUUCGCCGCGGUGCCCUGAUUAUUACUACAAGCCGUACACGUCUUCCUACGCCUCCACAGACCUCUCUGCGACUCCAGAUUGUAAGCUUUAUGGAAACAGUGUCGAAUUGCUCUACUUCCCGAGCCGCACCGCUGGGGAGCCUGAGCCAACGACGCCUGUCACAUUUGUGUACAAACCGGGAACGACCUUUACGUCACCUUCCAUCUACCUUUCCUUUGACUACAUCAGCGCUACCCGGUAUAUGCCCAUCAGCGUGGCAAGCUACAGCGUAUCUUGUGGCCUGCAGGGAUGCAUGUCAUUCGGAGUUGGCGGAGGCGAAUAUAUCACAGACGAGGGAAGUAUCAUCUCUGGUCAGAUCUUGACACUGGCCCCUACUGACGUAUCCUCCAUCGUACUGAACUAUGAUAGCGCAAAAGCAUCAAGUGUCAUCAGCACAGUUGCAGGCAAUCUGCCAGGUUACGGGAAUGUCGCGCCAGACAUCCACGUGGGAGCCGUCAUCUCACAGUCCUUAAAGGCAGAACAAUUACGAAUCGAAGAUCUGGUUCAUCCACCACCCGAAGCGUACUAUCUUCGACCAGAGGGUGCUCCCGGAUGCGGCUCUCUUGUUCWUAGUCCUGAGUGCGGAACGAUUUUUGAAGGAGCAUACCGGGCCAUCAUUUCCCUUCCUUCAGAGGUGUCUCUCCUACAGGGUGCCUGGGCAACCUGCAAUCCGGCUAUCUACGGAGUGUAUGACCCACCUAUAGCGUUGACAGAAGCUGCCUCGGUAGCCAAGCCAACGCUGCCAUCAGGAUAUCAGACAACUUUUGCGCCUACGAGUGCGAGGCCUUACACUAUAACGCCACCUCUUGCUACCCCUGCAGGGACUGCGUUACGUGACUCCCUCCCGACCACCACGAAAGGUAUCAUUAUGCAUUCAGACUCUGCAUUGUUAUUACCAAGCGCAGCUUCAUCGAACGGUGAGAACGAGCAUAGUGGUCAUCCAGGAGCAUCGUCGGGCGGACAAGCACAAGACAACGGUCAGCCUAGUGAUAGUGAUUCACCCAAUGGCGUCUCUGAAGCUGGAGGUUCAUCGAAUGAAAAUAUUCAAGCUGGGGGUUCAUCACAUGGCGACAACGAAGCUGGAGGUUCAUCACAUGGAAAUACUGAAGCUGGAGGUUCGUCGCAUGGAAAUACCGAAGGAGACGGCUCAUCCAAUGACAACACGGAAUCCGGUGGCUCAUCGAAUGGCAAUACCGAGGCUGGUAUUUCUUCGAAUAUCGACACCGAAACUGAUGGUACAUCGAACGGGCAGACCGGAGCCGGUGGCGGAAAGUCUCCUACGCAUGGAAACACUGCAAUGGAAGAAGGUCCCGAUGGGGUUGGAACGGCUUCCUCUAAUGGCGACGGCUCUGGUGCUGCUGCAUCUGGCCGCAAGAGCAGUACUGCAUCGGAUAAGACUGCCUCUGCAGGCUCGAGUGAAUCGACGAGGACUUCCGGCAACGUGUCACCGUCGGGUUCUUCGCCGACGGGCUUUUCCACUCGUCUGUCAGUAUCUUGGACCUUGUCUGUUGGCGUUAUUGUUCUGGUCGUUACGUUUUGA
Messenger RNA from Ramularia collo-cygni, 2175 nucleotides. RefSeq lists its product as uncharacterized. The transcript has 4 exons. The record is from RefSeq and is a predicted model, not a curated record. NCBI's taxonomy places the organism in Eukaryota, Fungi, Ascomycota, Dothideomycetes, Mycosphaerellales, Mycosphaerellaceae. The coding region runs from base 1 to 2175 and encodes 724 amino acids.